Messenger RNA from Callithrix jacchus (white-tufted-ear marmoset), 18608 nucleotides. It is a transcript of the gene STRC, whose product is annotated as stereocilin. Gene Ontology annotation, biological process: cell-matrix adhesion. Lineage: Eukaryota; Metazoa; Chordata; Mammalia; Primates; Cebidae. Gene Ontology annotation, cellular component: cell surface; stereocilium tip; kinocilium. The record is from RefSeq and is a predicted model, not a curated record.
AACCCCAUCUCUACUAAAAAUACCAAAAAAAUAAUUAGCUUGGUGUGGUGGCAGAUGCUUGUAAUCCCAGCUACUUCUUGGGAACCUGAGGCAGCAGAAUCAUUUGAACCUGGGAGGCGGAGGCUGUAGUAAGCCAAGAUCGUGGCACUCCAGCCUGGGCAACACAGUGAGACCCUGUCUCAAAAAAAAAAAGUAUAAGUGUCUAAUACUGCUGGUAGCUGCUCAGUAGUCUGUCUCUGAGAUAAGGGAUAUUGAAAAGUGUAAGGUCAAGCGAAAGAGUUCAAGGUGAGUGUGGUGAUGCAUGCCUCUAGUCCCAGCUAUGAGCUGAGGCAGGAGGUUUGUUUGAGGCCAGGAGUUUGAGGCUGCAGCAAGCUAGGAUCAUACCACUGCAUUCCAGCCUGGGCAACAUAGCAAGACCCUGUGUCUAAAAAAGAAAAAUAAGUUAGCUCAUGCCAGUGGAGUAUGUGCUCCUUAGCUUUCUACCCUUUCUACAGCCCCUGAAUCUGACUCAUUUCUUGACUUUAUCAUUAUAGCUUCCACCCUUCCUGCAACCUCUACUGCCUGAUUGGAGUCCUAAUUUUACUCUCUCCCUCCCUGAGGCAUAUUUAAAGGUCUCUCUGUGGAGUAAGGAGAUCUUCAGAGCUGUUAGUGUAACUAAUUGAGAAGUAUUGUUUCCAUUGCCUAUUCUACUGAUGUUGCUUCUCUUGUGAACCAUUAACUUUAAUUGGAUAUUAUUUUUACCUGUUUCUGGGCCAAAAGUCCCUUUAUUCCAUUUUGCCAUGGCUCAGAGCAGUGUUCAAAUCCGUAAGUGUUUUACAGGUUUUUAGGGUUAGAAGGGAUCUCCAAGUUAAUCUAUCUCCCAUCAAAGCAGGAACACCUUUAGAACAUCACUGAAAGGAGGAUUAUCCAGAUGAUGCUUAAUGUUUCUAGUUAUUUGGGAUUUAUUAUCUAGAAGGGAUCCCAUUCCACUGUUAGAAGGCUUAAGUCUUUAGACAUGUUUAUUAUUAUUUUUUUUAUUGAGAUGGGGUUUCACCAUGUUGACCAGGAUGGUCUCAAUCUCUUGACCUUGUGAUCUGUCCAACUUGGCCUCCCAAAGUGCUGGGAUUACAGGCGUGAGCCACCGUGCCCGGCUGACAUGUUUAUUAUUUAUUUAUUUAUUUUGAGACAGAGUUUCGCUCUGUUACCCAGGCUGGAGUGCAAUGGCGCAAUCUCGGCUCAUUGCAACCUCUGCCUCCUGGGUUCAGGCAAUUCUCCUGCCUCAGCCUCCUGAGUAGCUGGGAUUACAGGCACACGCCACCAUGCCCAGCUAAUUUUUUGUAUUUUUAGUAGAGAUGGGGUUUCACCAUGUUGACCAGGAUGGUCUCAAUGUGUUGACCUCGUGAUCCACCCGCCUCAGCCUCCCAAAGUGCUGGGAUUAUAGGCUUGAGCCACCGCGCCCAGCCUAUUAUUAAAAAUUAUAUCACUAUUGAGUGUUUAACAUCUAUGAGGGUAUUUAUAUAUUUAGUAUAUAUAUACUGUAUGUAGAGUAUUAUGUGUAUUUCAUAAAAUAACCUUAUAUGGAAGAGGGCCUCCCAUUUUUAGAGAUCAGAAAACUAAGGCUUAAAGAAAUUAAGUAAGCUAAGUAACUUGCUGAAGAGCACCUACCAAAUAAGAGUAAGAGCUAAGGUUCUAACUCGGAUUAAAAAUUCUGAAUUGAGAAAAAAUCAGUUUAAGCCAUUUAAACAAUAAAAUAGCUUACUGGAGACUGAUAAGUUCAAAGGUAGUAUAGCUUUAGCAUUGAUUUAAUGUAAAAAGUCACUGUUGUUAGAGCUGUGGUUUUGUUGCUCUGCAGUUUUCCUAUCUCCGCUCUCCUCCACGUGUUCUUUUUAUUCUCAGACCGGCUUCACUUGGGUAGCCAGUUAAUUUUCUGAAGCUCCUAGGCUUGCAUACCUAUUUACCCAUAUCCAGGGGAAGAGAGCCAGUGACUCCUUUCUCAGUCUAUGAACAAAGCUUUUGAGCUUUGGAUCACAUUAUUGGUUAUUCUUCAAGUGAAGAUACUGAUUGGGAGGAAGUAUGAAGCAUCUGGAGUGCCAUAAUGUUCCAUAUCUUGAUCUGCAUGGUGGUUACAUAGGUAUAUAUAAAUGUAAAAAUUCAACAAACUGUACACUUAAAAUCUGGGCAUUAACUGUAUGUAAGUCAACCUCCAUUCCUCUACAAACACAUCCUGAGCACCACUCUGAUUGGAUCAAGAAGUUAGGUCAUAUGCUUACAUCUGAACCAAUUGUAGAGGUGAGGUGGAUGUGAUGGAAUCACUAAUUAAGGCUUUCUCCUAACUGGAGGUAAGGUCAGUAACACCCAACCUUAAGUAAGGGUUGCUACCUAAAUAGGGAAAGGGUGAACGGACAAUAAGGAGAUAAUUAUAAAGUCCUCACCUAAGAGUACGUCAGGCAAAAAGGCCAAGAUGGGGAAAAGGCAAAUGAAUUAAAUGUCCAGAAUAGACAAAUCUUUUUUUUUUCUUUUUUUGAGAUGGAGUCUUGCUCUAUUGCCCAGGCUGGAGUGCACUGGUGCAAUGUUGGCUCACUGCAACCUCCACCUCCGAGGUUCAAACAAUUCUCCUGCCUCAGCCUCCUGAAUAGCUGGGACUACAGGCAUGUGCUACCAUGCCUAGCUAAUUUUUGUAUUUUUUGUAGAGAUGGGGUUUCACUGUGUUAGCCAGGAUGGUCUCAAUCUCCUGGCCUCAUGAUCCACCUGCCUUGGCCUCCCAAAGUUCUGGGAUUACAGGGGUGAGCCACCACACCUGGAGCCCAGAACAGACAAAUCUAUGAAGACAGAAAGUAGAUUAGUGGUUUUUCAGGGGUUGGGGAGGGAGGAAUUGAGACUGACAGAUGAUAGGUAUAGGGUCUCUUUUGCGGGUGAUAGAAAUGUUCUGGAAUUAGAUAGUCUUGAUAGUUCAACAACAUAAUACAUAUAUAUAUAUAUAUAUGUGUAUAUAUAUAUAUAUAUAUUUUUUUUUUUUGAGACAGAGUCUUACUCUGUCACCAGGCACCAGGCUAGAGUGCAGUGGCGGGAUCUCAGCUCACUACAACCUACGCCUUCCAGGUUCAAGCAAUUCUCCUGCCUCAGCCUCCUGAGUAGCUGGGACUACGGGCAGGUGCCACCAUGCCCAGCUAAUUUUUGAAUUUUUAAAAGAGACAGGGUUUCACUGUGUUGGCCAGGUUGGUCUUGAUCUAUUGACCUCAUGAUCCACUUGCCUCGGCCUCCCAAAGUGCUGGAAUUACAGAACAACAUAAUAUAUUUAAAAACACUGAAUUGGGCCAGGCACAGUGGCUGACACAUGUAAUCCCAGCACUAUGGGAGGCCGAGGCAGGCAGAUCACCUGACGUCAGGAGUACGAGACCAGCCUGGCCAACAUAAUGAAACCCUGUCUCUACUAAAAAUACAAAAAUUAGCCAGGCAUGGUGGCGGGUGCCUGUAAUCCAAGCUACUCAGGAGACUGAGGGAGAAGAAUUGCUUGAACUUGGGAGGCAGAGGUUGCAGUGAGCUGAGACUGUACCAUCGCACUCCAGCCAGGGCAACAAGAGCAAAACUCUGUCUCAAAAAUAAAGUAAAAUAAAAGAUAACACUGAAUUGUACACAUUAAAAUUGUGAAUUUGCCUAUGUACAGUGGUUCAUACCUGGAAUCCCAGCACUUUGGGAGGCUGAGGUGGGUGGAUCACUGGAGCUCAGGAGUUUGAGACCAGUCUGGGCAACAUGGUAAAACCCCAUCUCUACCAAAAAAAAACCAAAAAAGCAAAAAUUAGCCAGGUGUGGUGGACACCUGAAGUCCCAGUUACUUGGAAGGCUGAUCCCAGGAGGUGAAAGUUGCAGUGAGCCAAGAUUGUACCACUGCAUUCCAGCCUGGGUAACAACAGUGAGACUCUGUUUCAAAACACACACACACACACACACACACACACACACACAAUGGUGAAUUUUAUAUGAAUUAUAUCUGAAUUUUUUAAAUGAAGUAAAGAUUAUCUAAAACCAAGAAUCAAUAUUAACAUUUCAAGGAAAAUCAUUUCAUUCCCCAUAAAAUGAGGAAGAAAUCAAAAAUGUUUUAAAAAUAAACUGCAAUAUGUAACAUUGAUUAGAAAUCCUGAUUAUCAUAAGAAAUAUAGCAUAAAUAUUUGGAAAGAACUUAAUAUGGAAUAAACUAAUAUGGCAUAAAUAUUUAGAAAGAACUAAAAAUAUGAUUUUAUACCUAGAAAUCCCAAAGGAAUCAAAUAGAAUUAGAGGUAACAAUAGUCGAAGAUAACAUUUAAUACUAUUAGGGUCAGAUGUAGUGGCUCACACCUGUAAUCCCAACCCUUUGGAAGGCUAACAUGGGAGGAUCACUUAAGGCCAGGUGUUCAAGACCACCCUGGGCAACACAGUGAGACCCGUCUCUACAAAACAUUUUUUUUUUUUUGAGAUGGAGUUUCACUCUUGUUACCCAGGCUGGAGUGCAAUGGCGUGGUCUCGGUUCACCGCAACCUCCGCCUCCUGGGUUCAGGCAAUUCUCCUGCCUCAGCCUCCUGAGUAGCUGGGAUUACAGGCACGUGCCACCAUGCCCAGCUAAUUUUUUGUAUUUUUAGUAGAGACAGGAUUUCACCAUGUUGACCAGGAUGAUCUCUAUCUCUUGACCUUGUGAUCCACCUGCUUCGGCCUCCCAAAGUGCUGGGAUUACAGGCUUGAGCCACCUCGCCUGGCCCAACAGUUUUUUUUUUUAAAGGCUGGAUGUGGUUGGUGGCCCAUGCCCGUGAUUCCACCUACUUGGGAGGUUGAGGCAGGAGCAUUGCUUGAGCCCGGGAGUUCAAGACUAGCCUGGGCAACAUAGUGAGAUCCCAUCUCCACACACACACACAAAAAAUUAGCCAGGUGUGGUGGUGGCAUGUGUCUGUGGUCCCAGCUACUCAAGAGGCUGAGGUGAGAGGAUGGCUUGAGCCUGGAAGUCAAGGCUGCAGUGAGCUGUGAAUGAGCCAGCACAUUGCAGCCUGGGUGACAGAGCAAGACUCUCUCAAACAAAUUAUUAGAAGAAAAGGCUGACAACAGAAACCUGAGAAACAUGUUUAAAGGAUAGAAAGAGAAAGUAAGGCCAGCAAAGAAGCAUGAGAGGGAAUAGAUGAAGAGACAGAAAGAUAACCAUUUGGAGCAAUGUCCCUAGAGCCAAGACAGAAUUUUAAGAAAGGAAUGGUCCUAUAAGAGCUGGACUGGGUUGGGCGCGGUGGCUCACGCCUAUAAUCCCAGAACUUUGGGAGGCCGAGGCGGGCGAAUCAUGAGAUCAAGAGAUCGAGACCAUCCUGGCCAACAUGGUGAUACCUCAUCUCAACUAAAAAUACAAAACUUAGUUGGGUUUGGUGGCGCAUACCUGUAGUUCCAGCUAUUUGGGAGGCUGAGACAAGAGAAUUGCUUGAAUCUCUGGGAGGCAGAAGUUGCAGUGAGCCAAGAUUGCGCCAUGGCACUCCAGCUUGGUGAAGAGCAGGACUCCAUCUCAAUAAAUAAAUAAAUAAAUAAAUAAAUAAGAGCUGGACUGGAGCAUCAUCCAUUGAAUUUGGCAAUCAAUAUAAUAAACAUAAUAAAACAAUAAGGAAGCAUUAUUUCAUAAAUCUUACAUAUAUUAUCCACAAAGGAGAUGCUCUUGAGUAGCAUUGCUGAGUGUGGUCUGAAGGCCAGCAGAAUUGGCUUCAUCUGGUCACUUGUCAGAAGUGUAGAAUCUCUGCUGGGUGCAGUGGCUCAUACAUGUAAUCCCAACACUUUGGGAGGCCAAGGCUGGCGAAUCACCCAAGGUCGGGAGUUUGAGACCAGCCUGAGCAACAUGGAGAAACCCCGUCUCUACUAAAAAUACAAAAUAAGCCAGGUGUGGUGGCACAUGCCUGUACUCCCAGCUACUUGGGAGGCUGAGGCAGGAGAAUAGCUUGAACCCGGGAGGUGGAGGUUGUGGUGAGCCGAGAUCGUGCCAUUGCACUCCAGCCUGGGCAACAAGAGCGAAAGUUUAUCUAAAAAAAAAAAAGUUUAGAAUCUCUUUAAAUACCACAAGGCUAAAAAAAAAAAAAAUAACUAAAAAAAGUUUGGAAGCUGGGUGUGGUGGCUCAUGCCUGUAAUCCCAGCACUUUGGGAGGCUGAGGCAGGUGGAUCACAAGGUCAGGAGUUCAAGAUCAACCUGACGAACAUGGUGAAACUUGUGUCUCUACUAAAAAUACAAAAAUUAGCUGGGUGUGGUGAUGCGCACGUGUACUCCCAGCUACUCAGGGCUGAGGCAGGAGAAUUGCUUGAAUCCAGUAGGCAGAGGUUGCAGUGAGCCGAGAUCAUGCCACUGCACUCCAUCCUGGGCGACAGAGCGAGACUCCAUCUCAAAAAAAAGUAUAGAAUCUCAGGCCCCAUCCCUUAGGCCUAUUGAAUCAGAUUAUGUAGCUGCACAUAAAAGAUUCAACAUCGGCUGGGUGCAGUGGCUCACGCCUGUAUUCCCAGCACUUUGGGAAGCUGAGGCAGGUGGAUCAUAAGGUCAGGAGUUCAAGACCAGCUGUGGCCAAAAUGGUGAAACCCCGUCUCUACUAAAACUACAAAAAUUAGUCAGGUGCAGUGGCAGGCAUCUCUAAUCGCAGCUGCUCGGGAGGCUGAGGCAGGAGAAUUGCUUGAACCUGGGCAUCAGAGGUUGUCAAAAAAAGAAGAUUCAGAGGCACUGCUUUAUAGGUAUUUGGUGAAUGUUCCCUCCUCUUUUUUUCCCCCCGGACAUUACACGGAUGUACCCUGCUGACUUUCUUUUCUGUUCUUCCUUUUCUUUUCUUUUCUCUUUCUCUCUCUCUUUUUUUCUUUCUCUAUCUUUCUCUUUCUCUCCCUUCACUUCCUCCCUCCCUUCUUCCUUCCUUCCUUCCUUCCUUCCUUCCUUCCUUCCUUCCUUCCUUCCUUCCUUCCUCUUUCCCACUUUCUCUGUCUCCCUCUUUCUCUCCUCCUCUCUUUUCUUUCUUUUUCCCACACAGAGCUGACUGUGGAAGAGACUGGAGUUUUAUUAUUACUCUUCCUGACUUUUAAUCAGUCUCUUCCUGACUUUUUUGAGAUGGAGUCUCGCUCUGUCACCCAAGCUGGAGUACAGAGGCACAGUCUCUGCUCAUUGCAACCUCCACCUCCUGGGUUUAAGUGAUUGUUGUGCAUCAGCCUCCCGAGUAACUGGUACUGCAGUCACACACCACCCUGCCUGGCUAAUUUUUGUAUUUUUAGUACAGUCACAUUUUUGCCAUGUUGGCCAGGCUGGUGCUGAACUCCUGGCCUCAAGUAAUCCACCGUGCUUGGCCUCCCAAAGUAUUGGGAUUACAGGCGUGAGCCACUGCGCCCACCCGUUCCUGCCUUUCUAUAGCUCAUAUCUUCCAGUGGUCUAUGCAUUCUGCUUUUGAUUCUUUAACUCUUUCCUCAAUGAAAACAAUCUGGCCUUUUUCUACAGGAAUGGAAGUUUAUUUAGCAGAUUUGUUGAGUUUGUAUGUUCCAAACAUUAUUCUAGACACUUGGGAUAUAUCAAUGAGUGAACAAAAGAGAAAUUCCUGUCCAUCCUAACUAGUUCCUCUUAUGAUCAAAUAAUAAAACUUCCAUGAAGACAGUACUUUUAUCUCCUCCCCUGUUUUCUGGUUGUUGUUUGUUUGUUUUUGUUUUGUUGUUUUUGGGCAGGGUCUUGCUCUUUCACCCAGGCUGAAGUGCAGUGGUGCAAUCAUAGCUCACUGCAGCUUUGAUCUACUGGGCUCAAGUGAUCCUCCUGUCUCAGGCUCUUGAGAGUACUACAGGCCCAUACCACCACACCUGGCUAAUUUUUUUAAAUUUUUUUUAGAGACAGGGUUACCACUGUGUUAUAAUAUGUCCAAAACUGAACUUAUUAUCACUUCUUCCAACCUGUUCUUCCUAUUCUAAUUUCAAUAAGAACUGCCAAACAAUUUCUGUGGGUUGGGGGAGUCCUCAAAGAUCUCCUCACUGCUUAAUUUUUUCUGUAUUUUGUCUAAAGAUCUUUGACUUAAGGUGCUAUUUCUUGUACCAAUUUUUGUAUUAAAAUUCUUUAAGUUGGUCGGGCGUGGUGACUCACACCUAUAAUCCCAGCACUUUGGAAGUCCGAGGCAGGCGGAUCACCUGAGUUCAGGAGUUUGAGAGCAGCCUGGCCAACAUGGCAAAACCCCUUCUCUACUAAAAAAUACAAAAAAUAGCCAGGCAUGGUAGCGAGCUACUUGGGAGGCUGAGGCAGGAGAAUCACUUGAACCCAGGAGGCAGAGGUUGCAGUGAGCCGAGAUUGUGCAUUGCACUCCAGCCUGGGCAUCAACAGCAAAACUCCAUCUCAAAAAAAAAAGAUUAAGCUGCAGAAGAAUAAUUCAUCUUGAGCUAGUCUAAUCAUAGUGGUGGUAAGAUUUAGUGGAUCUGUCCCAGUACCUGGCACAUCAUAGACACUUUAUAAUAUAAGUGAAUGAGCAAAAUUGGGUGGGUGAGUAAUAGUAUCUCCAUUUUACAGAUAAGUGAAUUAUGGAAACCUCUUGGGGUCACCAGACUAAUAAAUAUGGAAUGAAGACCUAGAAUUCAGGGGCCUGAUAUCAAAAUGAAACAUAAUUUAACUAUCUUAAUCAGGAGAGUCAAAGGUUGUGCUGCAAGAAUAAAUUAACCCCUAAAUCUCAGUGGUUUAGUGUAAGAAAGGCUUAUUAUUCACUCAUGAAGUUUCCAGUACUGGUUGGGUAACUGUUCAAGGUAUAGUAAACGUUUAUUAUUUGUAAUAGUUAUGUUUUAUAAAAAUGCUGCAAACAACUGAAUUAGUGACUACUGAAUCACUGUUCCCAGGGGAAAUGCAGGGUUAGGUUCCUUUGGGCCUCUGGCCACCACAUUUUCAUCAACUGAUCAACUAUAUAACCUUAGUUUUCUUUGCGUUGUUGUUUAUAGACACUUUAUUUAAUAUAUGUUGUUGAUUUAUUAACGUUGAACUCAUGGCCAACAGCACUGUGACUCAUGCCUGAACAAAGCUUUCCUAGCACACAUUUUCUCUAUAAGGCACUAAAGAACCCCACACAACACUUUGGCAUUAAGUUUAAGGGUUAUUUUAAACAGUGAAAUCACCAACAAGUAGCCCAAAAAUGCAAAAAGUACAUCAUUAGAUAGACAACAAAAAAGACACUAAUAUUUACACCAUGAGAGCUGCCGCAAGAAGGCAGAGCAUUGCCUUGUUCUACCUCAGCUGGGAACGUAUCAGGUGACUCGAACUUGUCACCUCUCAAUACAAGUCUGUGAAUGACCUCAUUAGCACCAUAAGCAUUGACUUUGGGUUACAAACACAUUCAGUGACUAGGCAAAUCUACAAAUAUAUAACUCACAAAUGACAAGGACUGACUAUAAAUGCUGUGGCAAUUUGGAACCUCGGGCUAUUUUGACCUUGUGACACUGCCGUCUCAACAUUUAGUUUCUAGGUUUCCUCAAUAGGGAAGAUAUUUUUGGAGGCUCAUUUGCUAGCUCUUAAAUUCUUUGGUCGACCACAGUCCAUUGAACAGAACUAAUCACCUGAGCCCAUGUAACUGCAAGAGAUCUGGGAAAUGUGACGAAUACCUAGGUAUUUAGUAAGCAAUAAAUAUUUAAGUUACAAAAGGCAAACCCAAAAAAGAGAAAAAUAAUUAUACUUUACAAAGGGAGGCACCUGCCUGGGCACAGUGGUUCACACCUGUAAUCCUAGCACUUUGGGAGGCCAAGGUAGGCAAAUUGUCUGAAGGCACAUCUGUUCUUGUCAGGCAGAGAGUAAGAGAGUGCCCUGUGGAAGUUCUAGGGAGUGAGGAUGUUUCAGAGUUCUCAACUCCUGUGGCUCUUUCCGGGUAUAUGCAUUCUAAUUGGCAGAUCGCAGAAUGUUCCAGCUGUGAACAGUGUUAUCCAUUUCACUUUAGCAGUUCCAGCUGUCAACAGUGUUAAUCCAUUUUACUUUAGCAGGACACAUGAUUAAUUUCUUGUUCUGGACCCUUGUAAUUUUCAAUUUGCUCAUUGUUCUCUGUUUCCAUUUGGUCAUCUGUAGGCUGGAAUUUGUCUCACUCUCAUUGAACUUUAUCAAACUAUAAGCAGUAACCAGUACACUCAAAUAGCCCUGGUAUAUUUGCCGUAAACCCUAAGCACUUCAUCCUCAGUUUGCACAUAGUCUGAAUCCUCAGCAGCAAGAAAAUUGCUUAAUCAAUGUUUUACAACAGCAGAACGAGAACUGCCAGGAAAUUUUCCAUCCUAAGUUGAGGGAAUCCUCAUUGUUCCUCUCUCUGCUUGACUCAACUAGUUCCGUAUUUCUUCUGAAGGUCUUUCACUCAAGAUACAACUUCCAGAUAAUAAUUUAUGUAUUCAUCAGAACUCCUUUAGUUUCAAGUAGAAGAAUUCAUCUGGAGCUAUUCUAAUAAUAGUAAUAGUAACAUGGAGUGAAUGUUUAUUUUGUACCAGUGUCUGGCGCAUAAUAAUUGCUUAAUCUUUGUUGAGUGAAUGCCAGAUAUUGCACUAAGUACUUUAAAUGCAUUUUCUAAUUUAAUUCUCACAAAAACUCUACACUAGGAUUUUUUUCAUUUUACAGUAAAAAACAAAACAAAACAAAAAUUAAAAAACACAAAAAAUACUGUGGCAGAGAUUUAGAAACUGCCCCAGGACACACAGCUAGUAAAUGUUGGAACCAGGAUUUGAGCCUAGGCCUUCUCAAUUUUUGCUAUCCUAUGAGCAAGAAAAGAUAAUUUGUUAUAAGAGGGUUGUUACAGAAUGAAGAGCAGAAAUUCAGGUAGAUUACAGAAUGGGCUGGAACCAGAAAGCUGUUGGGAACUCAAGUCAUAUUCUCCCUUGGAUUCAUCUGUCUGCUUUUUUAGACUAGAUGUGGUAUCCCUGAUGGGCAAAGGGAGUAUUGGUAAAAUUAUGCAAUAGAUAAUUUCACUGAUCCCAACUUUUGAUUUGCCUUGGAAAAUCCCAGCAUUGCUUCCAGCUCCCUUUGUGACCUGGGUUAAGUCAUUCCAUUUCUUUGGGCUUCAGUUCUCCUGUCUAUAAAAUGAGAAGUUCUUUUUUUAUUUUUUGAGAUGGAGUUUCACUGUUGUUACCCAGACUGGCGUGCAAUGGCACAAUCUUGGCUCACCGCAACCUCCGCCUUCUGGGUUCAAGCAAUUCUCCUGCCUCAGCCUCCUGAGUAGCCGGGACUACAGGCAUGCACCACCAUGCCCAGCUACUUUUUGUAUUUUUAAUAGAGACGGGAUUUCACCUUGUUGACCAGGAUGGUCUCUUGACCUCGUGAUCCACCUGCCUCGGCCUCCCAAAGUGCUGGGAUUAUAGGUGCGAGCCACCGUGCCCAGCCAAAAUGAGAAGUUCUUACCAGAGGAUUCCUCAGGUCUCUUCUAUGAUCCUGGGAGGCCAAGGCAGGAGGAUCGCUUGAGCCCAGGGGUUCGAGGGUGCAGUGAGCUAGGAUCACACCGCUAUAUUCCAGCCUGGGACACAGACCAAGACCCUGUCUCUAAAUAAAUUUAAUUAAUUAAAUUAAAUUAAUUUCACUUAUUUAAUUAAAUAAAUUUAGUUAAUUAAAUUAAUUUCACUUAUUUAAUUAAAUAAGUGAAAUUUCUAAGACAGAAGCACAUGAAUAAUGUAGUUCAAUGUGUGAAUUUGGGGGAGAGAAUGGGGAAGGGUUCUAAGGAAAGAAAGACAGAAUAAAAGUUUGGGUGUAGCCUCAGUGUUGAGUUGUUAUUUAGAGCUGGUGUCGAGUGAAGGCAUUUGGGGAGAUAUAAAUGGAGAAUGGAAAAGACUUCUAAUCCUGGCCUGGGGCAGUGGCUCAAGCCUGUAAUCUCAGCACUGUGGGAGGCCAGGGCAGGCAAAUCACUUGAGGUCAGGAGUUCAGGACCAGCCUGGGCAACAUGAUGAAACCCUGUCUCCACCAAAAAAUAUAAAAAUUAGCCAUGCGUGGUGGUGCAUGCCUGUAGUCUCCAGCUACUCAGGAGGUUGAGGCAGGAGAAUUGCUUGAACCCAGAAGGCAGAGGUUGCAGUGAGCUGACAUUCUGCCACUGCAUUACAGCCUGGGUGACAGAGUGAGACUCUGUCUCAAAAAAAAAAAAAAAAGGUGCAGUGGCUCACACCUGUAAUCCCAGCACUUUGAGAGGCCGAGGUGGGUGGACCAUGUGAGGUCAGGAGUUCAAGACCAACCUGGCCAAAAUGGCAAAACCCCAUCUCUACUAAAAAUACAAAAAUUAGGUUGGUAUGGUGAUAGGUGCCUGUAAUCCCAGCUACUCAGGAGGCUGAGGCAGGAAAAUCGCUUGAACCUGGGAAGCAGAGGUUGCAGUGGUGAAAUAGCCCCACUGCACUCCAGCCUGGGCAACAGAGAGAGAUUUUGUCUCAAAAAACAAAAACAAACAAACAGAAAACAAAGCAACAACAACAACAAGAAAGACUUCUAACCCUGACCAAACCAGAUUAUUUUGAAUGAAAUGUCUCUCUCUCUCUCUGUUCUAUGAGCAGUUCUGUGUGUUGAAAGAUCAGUCCCUGUGUGUAGUGAUUUAAUCUGGUUUAUCUCUUCUUGCCUCAGAAUUUUUGAUAGGGCUUUCACCUAGGCCACAGAGAGAGAACCAAAGGGAAGACCCAAACAUUUGAAUGGUGUAAUGAGUAAAUCACGUUUCUCUUGGUCUGUUUCUUUAUCCAUAAAUUGAAAAGUUUGGUCUAUGUGAUCUCUGGGGUACUGCUCAGCUCUUGACAUUCUGUGGUUCUGAGUACUGAAUUGAAAGCAGCUCUCCUCUUCUUGAAUUCUCCUUCCUUGGACCAGACCUCUGUCUUCAUUUCUCAUCUGUUUAUACCUCGCUGCCCUGUUUCUUUCUCCUGGGUGUCCUUUCUUCCUCAGUUUCCUCAAAUCCUUCUUGCUUCUUAGCUCCUUCAUAUCCUCUUUGUUUUCUGUGUUUCUGCAAAACCCCAGAUUACUCCCCAGGUCUCCAGUUCUCCAUCUUCAUGUCUGCCUAUUCCUUUCUGCAUCACUGGCUCCUAACUCAAGCUAUCUCCUUGGGUUCCUCUGAGGGGCCCCUGGGAUCCCCUAUCAUUGGUCCCUCUCACAGAAGCAUACCCUUCUCCAGAGCCAAAGGAUCAGAUAUUCAGUGGCUCAGGUAACAAACCUGCUGUCAGGUUACAGAUAUUGUUUGCUGAAAGACCACACUACAGUGUCAGUGGAGCCUCAGGCUGCCUGCAGUGCCUGCCCUCAUCUGGCUAUCCCACAGGUGAGAAUAACCAGGACUCACCACCUCCAGUAGCAGCGUUCACCUGGAAACAUGGCUUUGAGCCUCUGGCCACUGCUGCUGCUGCUGUCCUGCGCAGUGACUCUGGCCCCUACUGGGCCUCAGUCCCUGGACCCUGGUCUCUCCUUCCUGAAGUCAUUGCUCUCCACUCUGGACCAGGCUCCCCAGGGCUCCAUUAGCCACUCACGGUUCUCUACAUUCCUGGCGAACAUGUCUUCCUUUGAGCCUGGGAGAAUGGGGGAGGGACCAGUAGGAGAGCCCCCACCUCUCCAGCCCCCUGCUCUCCGGCUCCAUGAUUUUCUAGUGACACUGAGAGGCAGCCCUGACUGGGAGCCAGUGCUAGGGCUGCUGGGGGAUGUGCUGGCACUGCUGGGACAGGAGCAGACUCCCCGAGAUUUCUUGGUGCACCAGGCAGGGGUGCUGGGUGGACUCAUAGAGGUGCUGCUGGGAGCCUUAGUUCCUGGGGGUCCCUCUACCCCAACACGGCCCCCAUGUACCCGUGAUGGGCCCUCUGACUGUGUCCUGGCUGCUGACUGGUUGCCUUCUUUGCUUCUGUUGUUAGAGGGCACACGCUGGCAGGCUCUGGUGCAGGUGCAGCCCAGUGCAGACCCCACCAACGCCACAGGCCUCAAUGGGAGGGAGCCAACUCCUCACUUUUUGCAGGGUCUGUUGGGUUUGCUAACCCCAACAGGGGAACUAGGCUCCGAGGAGGCUCUUUGGGGCGGUCUGCUACGCACAGUGGGGGCCCCCCUCUAUGCUGCCUUUCAGGAGGGCCUGCUCCGCAUCACUCACUCCCUGCAGGAUGAGGUGUUUUCCAUUCUGGGGCAGCCAGAGCCUGAUUCCAAUGGGCAGUGCCAGGGAGGUAACCUUCAACAGCUGCUUUUAUGGGGCAUCCGGCACAACCUUUCCUGGGAUGUCCAGGCGUUGGGAUUUCUGUCUGGAUCACCACCCCCACCCCCCGCGCUCCUCCACUGCCUGAGCACGGGUGUGCCUCUGCCCAGAGCUUCUCAGCCCUCAGCCCACAUCAGCCCACGCCAACGGCGAGCCAUCACUGUGGAGGCCCUCUGUGAGAACCAAUCAGGCCCAGCACCACCCUACAGCAUUUCCAACUUCUCCAUCCACUUGCUCUGCCAGCACACCAAGCCUGCCACUCCACAGCCCCCUCUCAGCACCACUGCCAUCUGCCAGACAGCUGUGUGGUAUGCAGUCUCAUGGGCACCAGGUGCUCAAGGCUGGCUACAGGCCUGCCAUGACCAGUUUCCUGAUGAGUUUCUGGAUGCAAUCUGUAGCAAUCUCUCCUUUUCAGCCCUGUCUGGCUCCACCCGCCGCCUGGUAAAGCGGCUCUGUGCUGGCCUGCUCCCACCCCCUACCAGCUGCCCUGAAGGCCUGCCCCCUGUUCCCCUCACCCCAGACAUCUUCUGGGGCUGCUUCUUGGAGAAUAAGACUCUGUGGGCUGAGCGGCUGUGUGGGGAGGCAAGUCUACAGGCUGUGCCUCCCAGCAACCAGGCUUGGGUGCAGCAUAUCUGCCAGGGCCCCACCCUAGAUGUCACUGCCUCCCCACCCUGCCACAUUGGACCCUGUGGGGAACGCUGCCCAAAUGGGGGCAGCUUCCUGGUGAUGGUCUGUGCCAAUGACACCAUGUAUGAGUCCCUGGUGCCCUUCUGGCCUUGGCUAGCAGGCCAAUGCAGGAUAAGCCGUGGGGGCAAUGACACUUGCUUCCUAGAAGGGCUGCUGGGUCCCCUUCUGCCCUCUCUGCCACCACUGGGACCAUCCCCACUCUGUCUGGCCCCUGGGCCCUUCCUGCUUGGCCUGCUAUCCCAAUUGCCACGCUGUCAGUCCUCUGUGCCAGCCCUUGCUCACCCCACACGCCUACACUAUCUCCUGCGCCUGCUGACCUUCCUCUUGGGUCCAGGGGCUGGAGGGGCUGAGGCCCAGGGGAUGCUGGGUCGGGCCCUACUCCUCUCUAGUCUCCCAGACAACUGCUCCUUCUGGGAUGCCUUCCGCCCAGAGGGCCGGCGCAGUGUGCUACGGACGAUUGGGGAAUACCUGGAACAAGAGGAGGAGCAACCAACACCACCAGGCUUUGAACCCACUGUCAACCCCAGCUCUGGUAUAAACAAGAUGGAGCUGCUGGCCUGCUUUAGUCCUGUGCUGUGGGAUCUGCUUCAGAGGGAAAAGAGUGUUUGGGCCCUGAAGAUUCUAGUGCAGGCGUACCUGCAUAUGCCCCCAGAAAACCUCCAGCAGCUGGUGCUUUCAGCAGAGAGGGAGGCUGCGCAGGGCUUCCUGACCCUCAUGUUGCAGGGGAAGCUGAAGGUACCACCAUCUGAGGAGCAGGCCCUGGGUCGCCUGACAGCCCUGCUGCUCCAGCGGUACCCUCGCCUCACCUCCCAGCUCUUCAUUGACCUGUCACCACUUAUCCCUUUCUUGGCCGUCUCUGACCUGAUGCGCUUCCCACCAUCCCUGUUAGCGAACGACAGUGUCCUGGCUGCCAUCCGGGAUUACAGCCCAGGAAUGAGGACUGAACAGAAGGAGGCUCUGGCAAAGCGACUGCUGGCCCCUGAACUAUUUGGGGAAGUGCCUGCCUGGCCCCAGGAGCUGCUGUGGGCAGUGCUGCCCCUGCUCCCCCACCUCCCUCUCGAGAACUUUCUGCAGCUCAGCCCUCACCAGAUCCAGGCCCUGGAGGAUAGCUGGCCAGCAGCAGGUCUGGGGCCAGGGCAUGCCCGCCAUGUGCUGCGCAGCCUGGUAAACCAGAGUGUCCAGGAUGGCGAGGAGCAGGUACGCAGGCUUGGGCCCCUCGCCUGUUUCCUGAGCCCUGAGGAGCUGCAGAGCCUAGUACCCCUGAAUGAUCCGAUGGGGCCGGUAGAACGGGGGCUGCUGGAAUGUGCAGCCAACGGGACCCUCAGCCCAGAAGGACGGGUGGCAUAUGAACUUCUGGGGGUGUUGCGCUCAUCUGGAGGAGCAGUCCUGAGCCCCCGGGAACUGCAGGUCUGGGCCCCUCUCUUUCCUCAGCUGGGCCUCCGCUUCCUGCAGGAGCUGUCAGAGCCCCAGCUCAGAGCCAUGCUUCCUGUCCUGCAGGGAACUAGUGUUACACCUGCUCAGGCUGCCCUGCUGCUUGGACGGCUCCUCCCCAGGCAGGAUCUAUCCCUGGAGGAACUCUGCUCCUUGCACCUUCUGCUGCCAGGCCUCAGCCCCCAGACACUCCAGGCCAUUCCUAGGAGAGUCCUGGUUGGGGCCUGUUCCUGCCUGGCCCCAGAACUGUCACGCCUCUCAGCCUGCCAGACCGCAGCACUGCUGCAGACCUUUCGGGUGAAAGAUGGUGUUAAAAAUAUGGGUACAACAGGUGCCAGUCCAGCUGUGUGCAUCCCUGGUCAGCCUAUUUCCACCACCUGGCCAGAUUGCCUGCUUCCCCUGCUCCCAUUAAAGCUGCUACAACUGGAUUCCUCAGCUCUUCUGGCAAACCGAAGACGCUACCGGGAGUUGCCCUGGUCUGAGCAGCAGGCACAGUUUCUCUGGAAGAAGAUGCAAGUACCCACCAACCUGACCCUUAGGAAUCUACAGGCUCUGGGCACCAUGGCAGGGGGCAUGUCCUGUGAGUUUCUGCAGCAGAUCAACUCAAUGGUAGACUUCCUUGAAGUGGUGCACAUGAUCUAUCAACUGCACACUAGAAUUCGAGGGAGCCUGAGGGCCUGUAUCUGGGCAGAGCUACAGCGGAGGAUGGCAAUGCCAGAACCAGAAUGGACAGCUCUAGGGCCAGAACUGAGUGGACUGGAUAGCAAGCUACUCCUGGACUUACCAAUCCAGCUAAUGGACAGACUAUCCAAUGAAUCUAUUAUGUUGGUGGUGGAGCUGGUGCAAAGAGCUCCAGAGCAGCUGUUGGCACUGACCCCACUCCACCAGGCAGCCCUGGCAGAGAGGGCACUACAAAACCUGGCUCCAAAGGAGACUGCAGUCUCAGGGGAAGUGCUGGAGACCUUAGGCCCUUUGGUUGGAUUCCUGGGGAUAGAGAGCACAAGACGGAUCCCCCUACAGAUCCUGCUGUCGCAUCUCAGUCAGCUGCAAGGCUACUGCCUAGGAGAGACAUUUGCCACAGAGCUGGGAUGGCUGCUAUUGCAGGAGCCUGUUCUUGGGAAACCAGAGUUAUGGAGCCAGGAUCAAGUAGAGCAAGCUGGACGCCUACUAUUCACUCUGUCAACUGAGGCAAUUUCCUUGAUCCCCAGGGAGGCCUUGGGUCCAGAGACCCUAGAGAGGCUUCUAGAAAAGCAGCAGAGCUGGGAGCAGAGCAGAUUUGGACAGCUGUGUAGGGGGCCACAGCUUGCUGCCAAGAAAGCAGCCCUGGUAGCAGGGGUGGUGCGACCAGCUGCUGAGGAUCUUCCAGAACCUGUGCCAAAUUGUGCAGAUGUACGAGGGACAUUCCCAGCAGCCUGGUCUGCCACCCAGAUUGCAGAGAUGGAGCUCUCAGACUUUGAGGACUGCCUGACACUAUUUGCAGGAGACCCAGGACUUGGGCCUGAGGAACUGCGGGCAGCCAUGGGCAAAGCAAAACAGUUGUGGGGUCCCCCCCGGGGAUUUCGUCCUGAGCAGAUCCUGCAGCUGGGUCGGCUCUUAAUAGGUCUAGGAGAUCGGGAACUACAGGAGCUGAUUCUAGUGGACUGGGGAGUGCUGAGCACCCUGGGGCAGAUAGAUGGUUGGAGCUCCACCCAGCUCCGAGUUGUGGUCUCCAGUUUCCUACGGCAGAGUGGUCGGCAUGUGAGCCACCUGGACUUCAUUCAUCUGACAGCACUGGGUUAUACACUCUGUGGACUGCGGCCAGAGGAGCUACAGCACAUCAGCAGUUGGGAGUUUAGCCAAGCAGCUCUCUUCCUGGGCACCCUGCAUCUCCAGUGCUCUGAGGAACAACUGGAGGUUCUGGCCCACCUCCUUGUACUGCCUGGUGGCUUUGGCCCAAUCAGUAACUGGGGGCCUGAGAUCUUCACUGAAAUUGGUACAAUAGCAGCUGGGAUCCCAGACCUGGCUCUUUCAGCACUGCUGCGGGGACAGAUCCAGGGUCUUACUCCUCUUGCCAUUUCUGUCAUCCCUCCUCCUAAAUUUGUUGUGGUGUUUAGUCCCACCCAACUGUCCAGUCUCACCAGUGCUCAGGCUAUGUCUGUUACUCCUGAGCAAAUGGCCUUUUUGAGUCCUGAGCAGCGACAAGCAGUUGCAUGGGCCCAGCAUGAGGGGAAGGAGAGCCCAGAACAGCAAGGUCGAAGUACAGCCUGGGGCCUCUGGGACUGGUCACAACCUUCCUGGUCCCUGGUAUUGACAAUCAGCUUCCUUGACCACCUGCUCUGAGCCUGUCUAUACAGUAGCAGGAGACUGUGGGGAGAGAAAUCUUAAGUCAUAAAGAAUAAAGUGCAAACAGAA